UGGUGCGCAUGCGCGCUGCGUACGCCUGCAGCAGAAGGAAGAUGGCGGCGUCCUGCUCGUGAAGGCAGCGCACGAUCGACUGAGCCACGGCGCCGGACGGGGAAAUUAAAAACAACGGCCGCUCACAUCGGAGGGAGGGGGGGCCGCAGGGACGGAAACGAAUCGCGACUGGUAGCGGCUGUCUAGGUCUUCUCAGAAGAUGAAUAUCCUCAAAGACAACAAGGACCUGGCCUGUUUUUAUACCACCAAACACUCUUGGAGAGGAAAGUAUAAAAGGGUAUUUUCUGUGGGCACCCAUGGCAUCACCACUUACAACCCCACGACAUUAGAAGUAACCAAUCAGUGGCUCUACGGGGACAUCUGCGGGAUAACCCCCGUGGGGAGGGGCCAGGGGGCCGAGUUCAGCCUCACCUUCCGCAAAGGCACCGGCAAGAAGUCUGAGACACUCAAGUUCUCCACAGAACACCGGACUGAGCUGCUCACUGAAGCCCUGAGAUUCCGGACAGACUUUUCUGAAGGGAAGAUCACUGGCAGGCGCUACAACUGUUACAAGCACCACUGGAGCGACUCGCGGAGGCCGGUGGUACUAGAAGUAACGCCAGGGGGCAUCGACCAGAUCGACCCGCAGAGCAACCGGGUGCUGUGUUCAUACGAUUACCGCUCGGUGGAGGGCUUCCUCGAGCUCUCUGACUACCAAGGGGGCUUCUGCAUCGUCUACGGGGGCUUCGGCCGGCUGCACCUCUUUGCCUCGGAGAACCGGGAUGAGAUCAUCCGCAGUGCCGUGGAACAUGCCGGCAACUUCAUCGGCAUCACUCUGCGGCUGCGCAAGGAGGCGCUGGCCUUCGAGGGCUUCCUGGCCGAGCGCUUCGGCAAGUACGGCUCUGACGACUGUGUCACCUCGCUGGCCGAGUUUGUGGUGCAGAAGGUCUCGCCGCGACAUAAGGAGCCUGUGAAGAGGAUCCUGGCCCUCACGGAGACGUGCCUGGUGGAGAGGGACCCAGCCUCCUACAACGUUGUCACCCUGAAGCCCUUUGAGGAGGUCUUCGCGCUCGUAUGUGACCCCGAGAACCCGCAGAUGUUUACCGUGGAGUUCAUCCGAGGGCAGAUCCGAAGAUACUCCUCCACGGAGAGGGACGCCCUCCUGGCCAGUGUACUGGAUGGGGUUCGUGCCUCAGGAAACCGGGAUGUGUGCGUGAAGAUGGUCCCCACGCAGAGGGGUCAGCGCUGGGGGCUGCUCAGCACCCCUGUGGAUGAGGAGGUGGAGAGCCUGCACCUCAAGUUCUUGGCGACACCCCCUAACGGCAACUUUGGUGAUGCUGUGUUCCGCUUCAAUGCCAACAUCUCCUACAGCGGCGUGCUGCAUGCUGUCACGCAAGACGGCCUGUUCUCCGAGAACAAGGAAAAGCUGAUCAACAAUGCCAUCCUGGCACUGCUAUCCCAGGACACGGAGCUGCCAGUGACCAACGCGGAGUUAGAGAGCCACUUCCAGGCCAUCCGCCGGCUUGUGGCCUCCAAGGCCGGCUUUCAGGCCUUCACCCAGCUGCCCAAGUUCCGGGAGAAGCUGGGGGUGAAAACGGUCAAGGCUCUAAAGAGGAACAAUAAUGGUGUGAUUCACUCCGCCAUCGACAUGCUCUGCGCCCUCAUGUGUCCCAUGCAUGAUGACUACGACCUGAGACAGGAGCAGCUGAACAAGGCGUCUCUGCUGUCCUCCAAGAAGUUCCUGGAGAACCUGCUGGAGAAGUUCAUUAGCAAUGUGGAGCAUGGCACGGGGGCCCUGGUCAUCAGCUCACUACUGGACUUCCUCACCUUCGCGCUGUGCGCCCCCUACAGCGAGACCAGCGAGGGCCAGCAGUUUGACAUCCUGCUGGAGAUGGUGGCUGCCAAUGGGCGUACUCUCUUCAAGCUUUUCCAGCACCCCUCUAUGGCCAUCGUGAAGGGAGCCGGCCUGGUCAUGAAAGCCAUCAUUGAGGAGGGGGACAAGGAGAUUGCCACCAAGAUGCAGGAGCUGGCCCUGAGUGAGGGUGCCCUCCCCCGGCACAUGCACACCUCUCUGUUCACUAUCAGCUCCGACCAGCGUAUGCUGACCAACAGGCAGCUGAGUCGACAUCUGGUGGGACUGUGGACAGCAGAGAACCCCAUCGCCAUGAACCUGCUGAAGAGGAUACUGCCCACAGGACUGUUAGCAUGUCUGGACAGCACAGAGCAGGUUCCAGAGAAAGACAUGGACAGGAUGCACAUCCGGGACAACGUGAAAAUCGCCACGGACCAGUUUGGACGGAACAAGGUCCCAGAAUGGCAGCGGCUGGCGGGCAAGGCAGCCAAGGAGGUGGAGAAGUUUGCCAAGGAGAAGGCUGACGUCUUGCUGAUGCACUGGCGGGACAAGAUGGGUAUCGCACAGAAGGAGCAGGACAGGAAUAACCUGAACCCAAACCACAAACCUGUCAUCCUGCGGAAGAGGAGACAGAGGAUCAAGAUUGAAGCCAACUGGGAGCUUUUCUACUACAGGUUCCAGCUGGACCAUGCCCGAUCAAACCUGAUCUGGAACUUGAAGACCCGAGAGGAGCUGCGGGACGCCCUGGAGGGGGAGAUGCGUGCCUUCAAUGUAGAUCGGGAGCUGGGAAGCGCCAGCGUCAUCUCCUGGAACCACCAGGAGUUCGAGGUGAAAUAUGAGUGCCUUUCUGACGAGAUCAAGAUUGGGGACUACUACCUGCGUCUCCUACUAGAAGAGGAUGAGAAUGAGGAGUCGGGGGCCAUCAAAAGAUCGUACGAGUUCUUUAACGAGCUGUACCACCGCUUCCUGCUAACGCCCAAAGUCAGCAUGAAGUGCUUGUGCCUGCAGGCCUUGACCAUAGUCUACGGCAAGUGCUAUGAGGAGAUCGGCCCGUUCACCGACACCAAAUACAUCGUGGGGAUGCUCGAUCGGUGUACCGAUAAGCUGGAGAGGGACAGACUCAUCCUGUUCCUUAAUAAACUCAUUCUCAACAAGAAAAACGUGAAGGAGGUAAUGGACUCCAAUGGCGUUCGCAUCCUGGUGGACCUGCUCACCCUGGCCCACCUGCAUACCAGCCGUGCGACUGUCCCCCUGCAGAGCAACGUGCUGGAGGCGUCUCCCGACAUGAAGAGGGAGAGCGAGAAGGAGUGGUACUUCGGUAACGCUGACAAGGAGAGGCGGGGCCCCUUCAGCUUCGAGGAGAUGCAGGAGUUCUGGAACCAGGGCACGCUGACUGCCAAGACGCGGUGCUGGGCUCAGGGCAUGGAUGGGUGGCGCCCCCUUCAGGCCAUCCCGCAGCUGAAGUGGUGCCUGCUGGCCAGCGGGCAGGCGGUGAUGAACGAGACAGACCUGGCCACCCUCAUUCUCAACAUGCUCAUCACCAUGUGCUCCUACUUCCCCAGCAGGGACCAGGAUAAUGCAAUUAUCAGGCCUCUGCCUCGGGUCAAGAGGUUAAUCAGUGACAAUACCUGUCUGCCUCACAUUGUUCAGUUGCUGCUGACGUUUGAUCCCAUCCUGGUGGAGAAGGUGGCCAACGUGAUGUACUUGGUCAUGCAGGACAACCCCACCCUUCAGCGCCUGUACCUGACUGGAGUUUUCUUCUUCAUCAUGAUGUACACGGGGUCCAAUGUUCUGCCUGUAGCCCGGUUCCUGAAAUACACUCACCUGAAGCAAGCCUUCAAGUCGGAGGAGGCCAAAGGUCAGGACGUGGUCCAGCGCAGUGUCCUGGGCCCUGUGCUUCCAGAGGCCAUGGUGUGCUACCUGGAGAACUACGAGGCGGAGCGUUUCGCAGAGAUCUUCCUGGGAGAGUACGACACCCCAGAGGCCAUCUGGAGCAGCGAGAUGAGACGACUGAUGAUCGAGAAGAUCGCUGCCCAUCUGGCUGACUUCACUCCCAGGCUGCAGAGCAACACCCGGGCGCUCUACCAGUACUGCCCCAUCCCCGUGAUCAGCUUCCCCCAGCUGGACUACGAGCUCUUCUGUAACAUCUACUACCUCAGACAUCUAUGUGAUGAGAUCCGGUUCCCCAACUGGCCAAUCCGAGAUCCUGUGAAGCUGCUGAAGGAUGCACUGGAGGCCUGGAAGAGGGAAGUGGAGAAGAAGCCGCCGUCUAUGUCUAUAGAUGACGCCUAUGAGGUCCUCAACCUGCCCAAGGGACAAGGACAACAUGAUGAGAGUAAGAUCAGGAAGGCCUACUUCAGACUGGCCCAGAAGUAUCACCCAGACAAGAACCCAGAGGGCAGGGACAUGUUUGAAAGGGUGAACAAAGCCUACGAGUUCCUGUGCACCAAGUCGGGCCGAAUCACUCACGGACCCGACCCAGAGAACAUCAUCCUCAUCCUCAAGGCCCAGAGCAUUCUCUUCAACAGGCACCGGCAGGAGCUGGAGCCCUACAAGUAUGCCGGCUAUCCCAUGCUGAUCAAGACCAUCACCAUGGAGACAAGUGAUGGGCUGCUUUUCUCGAAGACCUCCCCGUUGCUCCCCGCCGCCACAGAGCUGGCCUUCCACACGGUCAACUGCUCAGCGCUCAAUGCCGAAGAGUUGAGGCGGGAAAAUGGCAUUGAGGUAGGGCGAUGUGUCGAUGUUGACUUUGAUGUCUGUUUUGUUGUUCCGCCAUUGAUGUUAGGAGAUCAAAGCCAUCAUUCGGGUGAGUCAUCUCCUGUCGCUGCCGUCAUCUGCUAUGAGCUCCCCUUCAGUCACCUCCAUCAUUCUUCUCUUUUUCUGCCUGUGCUGCAGAUGCUGCUGGAGGCCCUAACCCGGUGUGUGGCUGUACUCACUGCCUCCAGCAAGCCAGAGGACAUGGCUGUGCAGGUCUGUGGGCACAUCUGCAGAUGCUUCAGCGUGGCAGCACAGUUCGAGGAGUGCCGGGAGAAGAUUAUUGAGCUGCCCAACAUCAUCCGGGACCUAUGCCACGUCCUCUACUAUGGAAGGGGCAUCCCCCGAAUGGCAGCCUUGGCGGUGCAGUGCGUCAGUUCCUUCGCCGUGGACUUCUUCCUGCAGACGCACCUUUACCAUGCUGGUGUGCUCUGGCACCUGCUGGUCAACCUCUUCAACUACGACUACACACUGGAGGAGAGUGGCAUCCAGAAGAGCCAAGAGACCCACCAGCAGGAGGUGGCCAACAGCCUGGCCAAGUACAGCCUGGUAGCCCUCAGCCGGCUUGGGGGCUACAGCACGGGCCUGGAGGGGGGGGAAGCAAUGGACAGUGCGGUGGAGACCCCCCCAGAAAACCCCACCAUCAGGAAGAGCCUAGCUGCUAUGCUCUCCCCAUACAUCUCCCGGAAGCUGUCCUCUGGCACUCCUGCUGAGAUUUUAAAGCUCCUCAACAGUAACUCGGAAAACCCCUACUUAAUCUGGAACAAUGGGACACGGGCUGAACUCGUGGAAUUUCUGGAAAGCCAGCAGGAAAGCCACAUCAAAAGGAGUGAGUGUGAUAAGACCUUCGGCUCUGAGUUUGUGUUCAGCGACCACAGCAAGGAGCUGAUUGUCGGCGAGAUCUUUGUGAGGGUCUACAAUGAGCAGCCAGCUUAUCCUCUGGAGUUCCCCAAGGUGUUUGCUGCUAGUCUGCUGGACUAUGUGGGCUCUCAAGCCCAGUACCUUUGCACCCUGCUGGCUAUGACCCAGGCCAGCAAGGUAGAGUCCCAGCAGCAUGCCCAGAGGCUCAAGUGGGCCGAGAUGGCCCUGGAGGCUCUCCGCAAUGUCAUAAAAAACAACCCAGGGUCUGAGUCAGAGUGCAUCGGACACUUCAAGCUCCUCUUCUCCCUGCUACGAGUCCAUGGGGCAGGCAAGGUUCAGCAGCUGGCUCUGGAGGUUGUCAACACUGUCACCAAAAACCAGGACUGUGUGAGCAAUAUUGCAGAAUCUCUCGUGCUGUCUAACCUCCUGGUGCUGCUCCAUUCUCUACCCUCCAGCAGGCAGCUAGUACUGGAAACCCUGUAUGCCUUGACAUCCAAUACGAAGAUCGUUAAAGAAGCCAUGGCUAAAGGUGCACUGAUCUACCUGCUGGACCUCUUCUGUAACUCCACGCACCCCCAAGUGCGCUCCCAGACCGCCGAGCUCUUCGCUAAGAUGACCUCUGACAAGCUAGUAGGACCCAAGGUCCGCUUGACGCUUAUGCGUUUCCUGCCCUCCGUCUUCAUGGAAGCUAUGAGGGACAGCCCCGAGGCAGCGGUGCACAUAUUCGAAGGCACACACGAGAACCCCGAGCUCAUCUGGAACGACAGCUCCCGGGAGACAGUCUCCACUACCGUCCGCGAAAUGAUGCUCCAACACUUUAAACAACAGAAGGAUAAUCCUGACAUCAACUGGAAGCUUCCAGAGGAUUUUACGGUGAUGUACGGUGCCGGGCAAGGAGAACUGGCAGUGGGUGGCGUCUUCCUCCGUAUCUUCAUCGCGCAACCCGGUUGGGUUCUGCGCAAACCCAGGGAGUUCUUGGUAUCCCUGUUAGAAACCCUUACUGAGCUUCUGGAGAAGAAAAACCCCAACGGUGAGACCCUCGAAACCGUUACCACAGCGGCCGUCUGCCUCUUCAGCACUCAGACCCAACUUGCUGACCAGGUCCCACCUCUGGGCCACCUGCCCCGAAUACUGGCAGCCAUGAAUCACAAGAACAACGCCGUGACUAAGAGCUCCAUCCGCCUUAUUCACGUACUUUCCGAUAAUGAGCUCUGCGUACGCUCCAUGGCUUCCCUGGACACCAUCGGGCCGCUCGUGAGCGGGAUGAAGGUCCGGGCUGACAUGGUGGGCCUGGCGUGCGAGGCGCUGAACAGAAUGUUCCAGAAAGAGCAGACUGACCUGGUGGCCCAGGCCCUGAAGGUGGACCUGGUGCCCUACCUGCUCAGGCUAUUGGAGGGCAUAGGUCUGGAGACCCUGGAGAACCCCUCUGCCACCAAGGCCCAGAUAGUCAAAGCACUCAAGUCCAUGUCGCGCAGCCUGCAGUAUGGAGAUCAGGUUAGUGAAAUCCUGUCCCGUUCCACUGUGUGGAGUGCCUUCAAGGACCAGAAACACGACCUGUUCAUCUCCGACUCUCAGACGGCGGGGUACCUGACAGGUGUGUCCACCCCCUCCCUCCUGGCAGCCAGCAGUCCCCUGCGGAGCGGGCUGUAGACGCCACAUCUGCGGCUUCUCUGCCCCCUUCUUUCUAACUCUGACGCAGGUCCGGGAGUAGCAGGCUACCUGACCGCUGGGGCGGCCUCCACCGUAAUGCCAAGCAUGCCCCCACCAGUAGACAACGACGUCGGAGAGCAGUGCUGACCGAUCGACGGCGGUGCCUACGUCCCGGGCAGAAAGACCCCCCUGCAGCUGCAGUCUACAGCUCUACCAAACUGAACAGUAGAGAGAGAGGCGUUAGGAUGGGUGGGGGGGGGGGGUGACAGAGAUGGAUCAUGGACUCUUGUACCUCUCCACCCUAAUGUCCUCCAGAUUCCAAACAGCACUCACCUUGAUCCAAGGUUUUUGUGUGUGUGUGUGUGUGUGUGUGUGUGUGUUUUUUCCCUCCUUAAAUCAGUAACAAAUCCAUAACACGUCUUUUUGUGUGCUGGCAAAGUUGUGCACUUGGUUCUUGUCUCAAUUUGUUCCCAGGCAAGACGAGUAUAGUUUACUUUUGUAUGAAUAUAUAAUUGUUUUUUUUACUCAUUUUGUGUAUGAACAUGACCAGAGAGAGGCUAUACCGUCUAUUCCAUCCCCCUUCCCAUCCUGUCCCCCUGACCCUUAGUCUGAAAUACCAGCCAAACCCCAACGGAGGAGACCCCCCCCCUCCCCCGGCUCUGCUGGGUCCGAUGGCUGUGGCUUGUUUUUUUUCCCCCACCUUUCUUAUAAUGGUUUAAAACGUGAUUUAUUUUUUUUUUUUUUUUGAUUUCCAAGACUGUGAUCCUGACUAUACAGACUAUUGUUUUUCUAUGAUGUUUUAUAGUGUUAUAUGGGAGGGAAUAACAGACAUGUACAUCGGCUUGCUUGGCCUGGAUGUCUCACCAAAUUGGUAUCUGCUCGGCUGGGCAUGACGGUGGCUCCUUCAGCUCUACCUUCUCCAGGAAUCUGCUUCUCUGCUGUUCUCGUCUGAAAUGUUUUGUACCUAAUCUCAUCCCCCACCCCCCAGACUACAAAAACCAGUAUAUUCAGACUUAACAAAAACGACUGCCUUUACAAAGUCAAAUUAGCUCCUAAGGACACAGAAAAGAAAGAAUAUUAACUGAUUAUAAAAGUAUGUGAAAGACUAGUGCAAUUGUGAAAUGGCCUAUGUAAUAUUCCGUAUGUAAACUUUCUAUAUUGAAUGUACAUUAAAAAAAAAAAUCAGUCAAACUGUACAUAAAAUUUUAAGAAUAAACAAAGGGAAUACACAGGAAAA
Brienomyrus brachyistius is the source of this 8333-nucleotide messenger RNA. Its product is annotated as dnaJ homolog subfamily C member 13. The transcript is spliced from 56 exons. Lineage: Eukaryota; Metazoa; Chordata; Actinopteri; Osteoglossiformes; Mormyridae. The record is from RefSeq and is a predicted model, not a curated record. Gene Ontology annotation, cellular component: endosome membrane. The coding region runs from base 200 to 7096 and encodes 2298 amino acids. Gene Ontology annotation, biological process: receptor-mediated endocytosis; regulation of early endosome to late endosome transport; endosome organization.